AUGCACCACAACCUUAAGCUUGCAAGGUUGUGGAUUGCUUUGCUUGCAGUCUCAACCACCGCAGUUCAUUGCAAAACUGCCUCCCAGGAUGUUUCAGCCCUUAAUGCGAUGUAUAGCAGCUUAAAUUCCCCUUCACAACUCAGUGGCUGGAAAUCAAGCGGAGGUGAUCCUUGUGGCAAUUCCUGGGAACGAAUCAAAUGCUCAGGCUCUUCUGUCACGGAAAUAAAUUUAUCUGACCUUGGACUUACUGGAUCAAUGAGCUACCAGUUGUCUAGCUUAACAUCAGUUACCUAUUUUGAUUUGAGCAACAACAACCUCAAGGGUGAGAUACCGUAUCAACUUCCUCCAAAUGCUCGUUACAUAGAUCUUUCUAAGAAUGGCUUCACUGGAGGCGUACCUUAUUCCAUUUCUCAGAUCAGUGACCUCGACUACCUAAAUAUUGCUCAUAAUCAACUCAAUAACCAGUUGGGUGAUAUGUUUGGGAACCUCGGUAAACUCCAACAGCUGGAUUUAUCAUUUAAUUCGCUAUCAGGGAACCUACCUGAUAGUCUCAAAUCGCUCAGAAACCUCAAGAAGUUGCACCUACAAAACAAUCAAUUCACGGGUUCAGUAAAUGUCCUUGCCAACCUCCCACUUGAAGAUUUGAAUGUUGAAAACAACAAAUUUACUGGUUGGUUCCCUGAGGAGUUAAAGGAUAUAAAGAGAUUGCAUACUGGAGGAAACUCUUGGUCAAGCGGACCAGCACCUCCUCCUCCUCCUGGUACACCCCCUAUCAAGCAUCAUUCCGACGAGAAAAACAAUAAAAAACCUGUUGUCAGGGAAUUAGCCAUAGCAGGCGCAGCUUUUGGCCUACUAGCAAUAAUUAUAGUUGCCGUUGCUCUUUCUAAAAGAAAGUCAUCAUCACCUUCUUCACAUUUUACCGAUGAAGAGAAGCAUAGCCAGCAUAAAUCUUUUGCGACCCUUUCAUCUCAGGAGUUAUCAAAAGAUUCCAACACCAGUGUCAGCAAAGAAUACAAAGGAUUUAAAUCAUUGGAUUCCACUUCAAUUGACAUAAAGGCUUUGCAAAAAACUCCAUCAGUUAGUGUUAGGUCAUCAGUCUCUGAUUGUGUGCAAUCGUUUAACGACAACAAGUUUGCAAAUCGUCUAAAAGUAAGAAGAAGCACAUCAAUCCGUGUUAGUCCUUUUUCAUUUGAAGAGCUGAAGACUGCUACUGCAAAUUUUGCUUCAGGUCGACUUCUUGGUGAAGGAUCCAUUGGACGUGUUUAUCGGGCUAAAUAUGCUGAUGGAAAGGUAUUGGCUGUAAAAAAAAUCGACCCUUCACUUUUCCAUGAUGGUUCUCCUGAGGAAUUCUCUCAGAUUGUUUCAAUUAUCGGCAAAAUUCACCACCAAAAUAUUGUUGAGCUUGUUGGUUAUUGCUCUGAACGGGAGCACUUGCUAGUAUAUGAUUAUUACAGAAAUGGCUCUCUUCAUGACUUUUUACAUUUGUCAGAUGACUUCAGCAAACCUCUAACUUGGAACACACGAAUCAGAAUUGCAUUGGGAACAGCUCGGGCUGUUGAGUACCUACAUGAAAUUUGUUCUCCUUCAUUGUUACACAAGAAUAUCAAGUCCUCCAAUAUUUUGCUUGACACAGAUCUGAAUCCCCGUCUCGCAGACUAUGGUUUGGCAUCAUUCCACCAGCGGACGAGCCAAAAUCUUGGGGCAGGAUAUAAUGCACCAGAAUGCACACAACCAUCUGCGUAUACGCUGAAGAGUGAUGUAUACAGUUUUGGGGUAGUGAUGCUGGAACUUUUGACAGGUCGAAUGCCAUUAGACAGUUCAAAACCAAAAGCAGAACGGUGUCUGGUUCGUUGGGCCACCCCACAGCUUCGGGACAUUAAUGCAGUGGAAAAUAUUGUGGACCCUGCCCUCCGGGGACUUUACCCACCCAAGUCACUGUUCCGAUUUGCUGAUAUCAUCGCCCUCUCUGUCCAGUCUGAGCCCGAAUUUCGGCCAGCUGUGUCAAAGGUAGUUCAGGCCUUGGAGCGAUUGAUUCAAAGUUCCAGUAUGACACUCAGAGAGGAUCUUGGUCGGAUGGAUGAUGAUUAUGAUGAUGAUGAUCCAUCCACUCUUUGA
Messenger RNA from Abrus precatorius (Indian licorice), 2115 nucleotides. RefSeq names its product protein STRUBBELIG-RECEPTOR FAMILY 5-like. The transcript is spliced from 16 exons. Lineage: Eukaryota; Viridiplantae; Streptophyta; Magnoliopsida; Fabales; Fabaceae. Gene Ontology annotation, biological process: protein phosphorylation. Bases 1 to 2115 code for a protein of 704 amino acids. The record is from RefSeq and is a predicted model, not a curated record. Gene Ontology annotation, molecular function: protein kinase activity; ATP binding; protein binding.